Molecule: messenger RNA, 4137 nt
Organism: Dunckerocampus dactyliophorus (ringed pipefish)
Lineage: Eukaryota; Metazoa; Chordata; Actinopteri; Syngnathiformes; Syngnathidae
Gene: clstn2a
Product: calsyntenin 2a
Exons: 18
Coding region: 93-2957 (954 amino acids)
Biological process (GO): positive regulation of synaptic transmission; positive regulation of synapse assembly; homophilic cell-cell adhesion
Cellular component (GO): cell surface; postsynaptic membrane
Molecular function (GO): amyloid-beta binding; kinesin binding; calcium ion binding
Source: RefSeq, a predicted model, not a curated record
UGAGCAGAGAGCUCUACCAGCCGAGACUAUCCUCAUUCAGUGUCUGUGAGACAGGGAAGACGUGGAGGAAUCAUCCGCACAAACUGACAGCCAUGGCGAAAGUCGCUGUCUCUUUUUUGCUGUUUUGGCUCGUCUGUGGCCCAUGCUGUGCCCUCGGCGGAAAAGUCAACAAGCACAAACCGUGGAUAGAAGCCUCUUACCAUGGCGUGAUCACAGAGAACAUGGACACCGUGCUGCUGGACCCUCCGCUUGUCGCUCUCGAUAAGGAUGCCCCGGUUCCAUUUGCAGGGGAAAUUUGUGCCUUUAAGAUUUAUGGUCAGGAGGCUCCAUUCGAGGCAGUGGUGUUGAAUCGCACGUCAGGAGAAGGCGUACUGAGAGCCAGCGGCCCUGUGGACUGUGAGAGCCAGAAGGAAUACACAUUUAUUAUCCAGGCCUAUGACUGCGGAGCUGGACCCAGUGGGGCUGACUGGAAGAAAUCCCACAAGGCUGUGGUUCACAUUCAGGUGGAUGACGUCAAUGAGUUCUGCCCAGUGUUUCGGGAGCCUCUAUAUAAGGCUUCAGUCGUUGAAGGCAAGAUCUAUGACAGCAUUUUGCAGGUGGAGGCUUGGGACCAGGACUGUUCUCCACAAUACAGUCAGAUCUGCAACUAUGAAAUUGUGACAGCAGGCACACCAUUUGCCAUUGACCGCAAUGGUAACAUCAGAAACACGGAGCGGCUGAGCUAUGACAAGCAGCAAAGCUACAAGAUUAUGGUUACAGCAUUUGACUGCGGCCAAAAGAGAGCAAAGGAGGACGUGGCUGUGCAUAUUGAUGUCAAGCCUGUCUGCAAACCUGGAUGGCAAGGCUGGAACAAGCGGGUGGACUAUGAGCCCGGGACCGGCAGCAAGCCCCUGUUUCCCAAGAUGCACUUAGAAACAUGCGGCGAGCCUUUGUCUGGCAUAAAAGUGAUGGUGGCGCUGCAGACCAGUCACAUUGGGAAGGGGUGUGACCGGGAGACGUACUCUGAAAAGUCCUUGCAAAAACUCUGUGGUGCAGCAUCAGGGAGCACAGAUCUCCUGCCCGCCCCUAGCCCGGCCACAAACUGGACAGCGUCUCUUGUGACCGACAGUGGGCGUGACAGUGACCUGAUCUAUAAAUUUGAUGGGCAGCAGGCAGCCAAUGUUCCCGACCACGUUGUGCCCCAAAACCUGACCGAUCAGUUCACCAUAGCAACGUGGAUGAAACAUGGGCCCAGUCCAGGACUCAGAGCCGAGAAGGAAACUUUGCUCUGUAACUCUGACAAAACUGAAAUGAACCGCCACCACUAUUCUCUUUACAUUCACAACUGCCGCCUGGUUUUCCUGCUCAGAAGAGAUUUCAGCCAGCUUGAUACUUUCAGACCUGCUGAAUUCCACUGGAAGCUGGAGCAGAUCUGUGACAAAGAGUGGCACUAUUACGUGAUCAAUGUGGAGUUUCCAGCUGUGACUCUCUUUGUGGAUGGAGUGACCUAUGAACCCUACCUGGUGACAGAUGACUGGCCAAUCCACACCUCAAAGAUCGAUACGCAGCUCACAGUGGGCGCCUGUUGGCAAGGUGGUGAGGUAGCGACUCCGCGCUUCACCCAGUAUUUCCAUGGCAGCUUGUCGGGCCUGACAAUCCGCCCGGGCCGCAUUGAAACCCAGAAGGUUAUCUCCUGUUUGCAGGCCUGCAAAGAAGGUCUUGAUAUUAACUCCCUUGAAAGCCUGGCUAAGGACAUCAAGUUCCAUUUUAACCCUGCACAGUCUGUGCUGGUGGUGGAAGGAGAGGAUCUAGACAGCAUCAACACGGCCAUGACCAAGGUCUCCUACAUCAACUCUCGCCAGUUCCCCACACCAGGCCUGCGACGGCUGCACAUCAGCACCACUGUACUGUGUUUCGGGGAGGACGCGUGUCUCUCCAUCCCAGACGUCAGGGCAGUCGUCAUGGUCCAGCCGCCCAGCGAACCGAGAAUCACCAUUACAGGAUCCAAUCGACUCGUCAGGCCUGCCAGUGACCUACGGAGCCCUGUGGGCGUGGCGCCCUUCAAGGAGCUUCAUAUCACCAGCACAGUAAUGAAGGGAGACAGCUUCACUGGAUCCCGCAGGCCAGGUGUGAUGGAGGUGAUGCAUAACUUGGACUAUUGUGAUAUUCUGGUGAUUGGGGAUGAACUGGAUCCCGAGAGAGAGAGCCUACACAUUCAUCACAGCGCUUUGCUGGGGAAACACCUAGACGCCACCAACUCCACCUCUGGAAUAUCAAUAUAUGGUGUGGACUCCAUGGCCCACUACGAGCAGGCACUGCGUCAGGUACGCUACAGGAACUGGCGACCUGCCACCUUGACUGAGAGAAGGUUCAGGCUUACCUGCUCUGAACUGAACGGCCGUUACACCAGCAAUGAGUUCAUCUUGGAGGUCAGUGUUCUUCACCACUCAAAGCCUGUGAAGCAUGUCAAUCAUAUGGCUGCUCAGCCGCAGUACAUGAGACCCGUUCAUCACCCACUCAUGAUACAUGCUCCUAAUUCCCACAUGUCAGGACCAGCCCCUCCAGCAGCCACAGUUGUUAUCGUGGUGUGCAUCGCCGCCCUGGUGGUGAUUGUGGUGAUUGGCGUGUACAGAAUCCACGCUACUCAUCAAGAGAGCUCCAGAGAGGAAGAGGAGGGCGCCAAAGAGCCUGAGGUGGACUGGGACAAGUCUGCACUGACCAUCACUGUAAACCCCAUGGAGAACGUGAAAGGAGCUCAUGCUCUCAGUGAAGAGGCGAGCGGAGAGCAGUGUGGAGAGGAGGAAGAUGAUGAUGCUGAUGCUGAUGAUGUUGAAGAACACGUGGGAGGAAUGGCAAGCGCGGAGUCGGAUAACAGUGACGAGGAGGAGGGGGAGGAGGAGGAGGAGGAGGAAGAGGGGGAGAUGGAAACGGCAAAGGAGCGGAAGCUUAAGUGGGACAGUUCAUUCAUAACAUACUGACCACACACACGCUGAUAAAAAAAAAUACACCUGCACAUAAACACACUCUCAAUAUCCAUUCUCUGCUCUCUCUUUCUCUUUCUACACACUCACGCGGAAAAAAAGAAAACACCCACUUACAUCCCUGACUUCAUUUCCAAGCAAACAUGUCCCCCUGCUGGACAAGUCAGUAACUGCAGCCCGACUGCUCCCAUCAUAUGAUCAACAAUCAUGACCCAGCAUGGUGUUACAGUUCAUAGUGCUUCUUUUUCACCCGAUGUUUGAUAUCUGCAAUGAAACACCUUUAUUUCAGAUUACUUUUGUAUGCUUUAUUUUUUAAGAUUGGUGUUGAAAGACAAUGAAAUGAACAGUGACAUGUAUGCAUAUGUAAAUGACUCGAUUUAACAACGCACAUAUUCUUAAAAGAGUAUCCUGUUUUAGUCUGUUUCAUUCAACAUGGCCUGUGAGGAAGUAAGGAGCUAACGUUGGCUUUUAGAGUAGCUUGUAACACAGUUGUCAAAUUAGUGUGUCCUAGUUUUCAUUUUUAGCUGAAACCUUGACACCCUUUGUGUACGUAAUCUAUCUCUACACUCCCCCUCAAAAAACAACCCUCUGCAUGACUACUGGUAAAGAGGGGCAUAUUUUUGUUGUGGUACACGAAAUCCCGAUUUGCAAAGAGGACAAAACCGGACGUACUUUGCAGGGUUGUUAUCUUUUACGAGGAAAUGUUCGCCAUUAGUCCAUGGAAUACAAGCCCAGUGAUAAAUAAUGAGUCAAAACGAAAUAUAUCACUUUAGGAUUGGCAUCUUUUCCUUCACUUUCUUCACCUCACCUCUAUGAAAAGCAACGUUUCCCUGUACAAUAAGAUGAAUAUAUGAAACAAGAAACCCCUCAUUAAUGACAUAAGACAUUAUCGUACCGUAAUGAUCCGCUGACUGAGUAGUUCUCGUUAACUCCUGGUUGUGAUGUCAUCAUCGUGAGACGGUCCACUUGUCCAUAGUUAUUUGUCAUGUUGUGUGCUUCUGACAGGGCAAAUACCUCUUUUACAUUGAAACAGGAAAUCUACCUUGUGAGGAAGGAGUUCAAGACAGUUGUUUUAUAUAUUUGUUUCCUUUUUUCUUAUUUCUAAACAAAUGGUCUCCCUCUGUAGUGGUCAUCCCACUGCCUUGUGUAUAUUGACCAAUAAAGACUUUAGACUCUA